Molecule: messenger RNA, 2695 nt
Organism: Nomascus leucogenys (northern white-cheeked gibbon)
Lineage: Eukaryota; Metazoa; Chordata; Mammalia; Primates; Hylobatidae
Gene: IDH3A
Product: isocitrate dehydrogenase (NAD(+)) 3 catalytic subunit alpha
Biological process (GO): tricarboxylic acid cycle; isocitrate metabolic process
Cellular component (GO): mitochondrion
Molecular function (GO): magnesium ion binding; NAD binding; isocitrate dehydrogenase (NAD+) activity
Source: RefSeq, a predicted model, not a curated record
GGGGCCGGCUCCGAGCGUGGGGUGGGCGCUUGCGCACUGCUGCUGCAGCUGCUGCUGCGGAGCCAGGAGGGGAAGCGAUGGCUGGGCCCGCGUGGAUCUCCAAGGUCUCUCGGCUGCUGGGGGCAUUCCACAACCCAAAACAGGUGACCAGAGGUUUUACUGGUGGUGUUCAGACAGUAACUUUAAUUCCAGGAGAUGGUAUUGGCCCAGAAAUUUCAGCUGCAGUUAUGAAGAUUUUUGAUGCUGCCAAAGCGCCUAUUCAGUGGGAGGAGCGGAACGUCACUGCCAUUCAAGGACCUGGAGGAAAGUGGAUGAUCCCUUCAGAGGCUAAAGAGUCCAUGGAUAAGAACAAGAUGGGCUUGAAAGGCCCUUUAAAGACCCCAAUAGCAGCCGGUCACCCAUCUAUGAAUUUACUGCUGCGCAAAACAUUUGACCUUUACGCGAAUGUCCGACCAUGUGUCUCUAUUGAAGGCUAUAAAACCCCUUACACCGACGUAAAUAUUGUGACCAUUCGAGAGAACACAGAAGGAGAAUACAGUGGAAUUGAGCAUGUGAUUGUUGAUGGAGUCGUGCAGAGUAUCAAGCUCAUCACCGAGGGGGCGAGCAAGCGCAUUGCUGAGUUUGCCUUUGAGUAUGCCCGGAACAACCACCGGAGCAACGUCACGGCGGUGCACAAAGCCAACAUCAUGCGGAUGUCAGAUGGGCUUUUUCUACAAAAAUGCAGGGAAGUUGCAGAAAACUGUAAAGAUAUUAAAUUUAAUGAGAUGUACCUUGAUACAGUAUGUUUGAAUAUGGUACAAGAUCCUUCCCAAUUUGAUGUUCUUGUUAUGCCAAAUUUGUAUGGAGACAUCCUUAGUGACCUGUGUGCAGGAUUGAUUGGAGGUCUCGGUGUGACACCAAGUGGCAACAUUGGAGCCAAUGGGGUUGCAAUUUUUGAGUCGGUUCAUGGGACAGCUCCAGACAUUGCAGGCAAGGACAUGGCGAAUCCCACAGCCCUCCUGCUCAGUGCUGUGAUGAUGCUGCGCCACAUGGGACUUUUUGACCAUGCUGCAAGAAUUGAGGCCGCGUGUUUUGCUACAAUUAAGGACGGAAAGAGCUUGACAAAAGAUUUGGGAGGCAAUGCAAAAUGCUCAGACUUCACAGAGGAAAUCUGUCGCCGAGUAAAAGAUUUAGAUUAACACUUCUACAACUGGUAUUUACAUCAGUCACUCUAAAUGGACACCACAUAAACCUCUGUUUAGAAUACCUAUGUAUGUAUGCAUUGGUUUGCUUGCUUCUUGACAGUACAUUUUUAGAUCUGGCCUUUUCUUAACAAAAUCUGUGCAAAAGAUGCAGGUGGAUGUCCCUAGGUCUGUUUUCAAAGAACUUUUUCCAAGUGCUUGUUUUAUUUAUUGUCUACCUGGUAAAUGAUUUUUUUGUAAACUCUGAGUGGACUGUAUCAUUUGCUAUUCUAAACCAUUUUGCACUUAAAAUGGUUUCUCUUCAGCUGUAAAUAUCAGGAUACAGAAUUAACAAGAGAAAAUGUCUAACUUUUUAAGAAAAACCUUAUUUUCUUUGGUUUUUGAAAAACAUAAUGGAAAUAAAACAGGAUAUUGACGUAAUAGCACAAAAUGACACUCUUCUAAAACUAAAUGGGCACAAGAGAAUUUUCCUGGGAAAGUUCACAUCAAAAAGAGUGAAUGUGGUAUAUUUCUAAAUGAUACGGAAAAUAGAGACAGAUUUGUCCUUUACAGAAAUUACUGAAUAUGAAUAAAAACUUCAGAUCCAAGAAAUAUAUAAUGAGAGAUAUAAUUUUUGUUAAUAAGACAAAGGUAAUAUAUUGGAUACAAAGACACAAAUGUAUUGUGUGUUCAGUUAUUUUGUCUUGAGAUUUAAUAUUCUUUCCAAGAGCUUUUAAUAAAGCAGAGAGCUAGUACUUUGUUUUCAUUGGAUACAUUUUCAGCAUCAUGAGUUGUCACAGCCUCUGAGCCCCUGAUCUUAAGCCAGAAGGGCUGAGUGUAUUGUAAACUUAUUCUUGCAUGUUGCUAUCUGAGAAUGGACCACACUACAGCUGGUAGUUCUGGGGGCGAUACUGCCGAAAGGCCUGAACACAUGUAUUUUGGCUGCAACUGAGGAACUUGGGAUGCUAUUUAUUUUGUAUUUCAGCAACUGCCCCUUCUCCUAUCCCAAAGCACCAAUUACUGCCCUCUGCCUCAGCAGUACCAGUAUAAGAUGACAUUCCAAAGACUGGAGGCGACUCAGCCUGAGUUAAUUCACAAAAUUCUGCCAUGCUGGGGCUUGAGCUUGAGGUUGGGCUUAGGCUUGGGCUCAGCUUUUGACCCUCAGGCAUCUCCCUUCCCUUCCUGCCUUCCUCUCCCUUCUCCUCUGCUGCAGCACGAUUUUCUUAAUCUUCAGACACUCACUAUUUUCAUGAACAGUUACCCUCUGGCCCCACAACCAAAGACAACUCAUGGCCUCCUUUGGCUGGCCCUUGUGUAACAUUGCAAACCUGUGGCUUUGCAAAAUGUACCCAGGUCACAAGGGGAUUUUUUUUUAGCAGUGAUAUCCCUGUCUGAGUCACUUUUUAAGCUUGUAACCAGACUUACAAUCUUAAAUGUAUUUUCCUUUGUUUAAGCUGCUGCUUACUCUGUUUCAUUGGAUUGUGCUAGUUAUCAGUGGCUCUUGGGUUCAAAGUAAUAAAGAAUUCCAAAACUGA